AUGCGGGUACAAGAAGUUGUACAGGCUACCCAAAGCGAGGGAGAGGAAGGCUCGAGACCUGGAUCGAGUGAAGUGUAUCAAAGACGAGGGAGGGGAAAUUUGGUGGAGGAUGCCCUUAUUAGACGAAGAUGGCAGUCCUACUUUCAUAAACUCUUGAACGAAGAGGGAGACCGAAACAUCGUUUUAGGCGAAUUGGAGCUCUCAGAGAACCGCCGCAAUUUUGGGUACUGCAGGCGGGUCAAGGUUGAAGAGGUCGAGAGGGUUAUGUGGAAGAUGAGCAGCGGGAGAGCGACCGGGCUCGAUGAAAUACCGGUAGAAUUUUGGAAGAAUGCGGGUAGGGGAGGCUUUGAGUGGCUUACGUGGUUGUUGAAUGUUAUUUUUAGGAUGGCAGAGAUGCCGGAAGAGUGGAGAUGGAGCACUAUGAUCCCGUUGUAUAAAAACAAGGGGAUAUCCAGAACUGCAACAACUAUAGGGGUUGGUGGAGCGAAAGAUAGGGAUAAGAAGACCGACUUGCACAUGGUGUUUGUUGACCUUGAGAAGGCUUACGACAAAGUUCUAAGAGAGGUCUUGUGGAGAUGUACGGAAGCUAGGUGUUCUGUAGCAUACAUUAGAGCGAUUAAGGACAUGUAUGAUGGAGUCAAGACCCGAGCGAGGACGGUUGGAGAUGACAUUGUGCUUAUUGACGAGUCGCAGAGCGGUGUUAACACGAGACUGGAGGUUUGGCCACAGACUCUGGAGUUGAAGGGUUUCAAGUUGAGCAGGACUAAGACAGAUUACUUAGAGUGCAAGUUCAGUGAUGUGAGUCAGGUAGAGGACGAGGACGUGCAGCUGGAUACUCAGGUCAUCUUGAAGAAAGAAAGUUUCAAUGUAGAAAAGCGCUCAAAGCUCAUUGGGACUUUUAUUUGCAAUUAA
Messenger RNA from Lycium ferocissimum, 912 nucleotides. RefSeq lists its product as uncharacterized. The record is from RefSeq and is a predicted model, not a curated record. Bases 1 to 912 code for a protein of 303 amino acids. The transcript has 4 exons. Lineage: Eukaryota; Viridiplantae; Streptophyta; Magnoliopsida; Solanales; Solanaceae.